AUGAAACAGACUUGUGGGUACUAUGAUGUGGCUGAGUACCUGAACAUAUCUUCUAAUAAGGAUUUAUUCUCCUACACCAUACCGAAGAGGAAUUGGGAAGAGACGUUAGAAGUUAGCCUAGACUUUACCUUGGUGUCCAUCCUUUCAGUGAUCUGGAAAAAUGAUUUUAUCUCAUGGGAUCCCUUGAGUUUCUGUAACAUUACUAAUAUCACUGUUCCUGUGAACGUUCUUUGGACCCCAGACAUCUACAUAGAUGAACGGGCAGAUGAAGACAAGUUCACAUCCAGCCCUGCUGCUUUGUUAUCAUAUAAUGGUGAGCUGCUUACUUUUCAAGCAUAUCGACUCACGUCAUCCUGCAGUCUGGAUGUCCAUGCAUUUCCUUUCGAUGAGCAAAAAUGCAACUUAACCAUAACAACUUCACUUCAUUCAGAUCAGGAAAUAUUACUGAAGAGCUUGAAAACUUCCAAGAAAGCAAGCCAAGAUAGUCGCCAUCAUUACUUAACCAAUGGGGAAUGGAAGUUUCAGGACCUGAAGAUCAUACAACAUAAGCUGACAUACGGUGUGGUGAACUUUAGUGCAGUCACUUACCAGAUUCGUAUGAAGAGGCGAUCCAUUUUGUAUGUGUUAGUUCUGAUCCUGCCAACUUCUACUCUCUUUUUGCUGGAUAUGGCUAUUUCUUAUGCAUUUGCUUCUCCUGGAGAAAAGAUUGCCUUCAAAGUGACACUGAUCCUGCAAGUCUCAUUUUUGUCUAUGAUUCUUAAUGAUAAACUACCAGCAACAUCAGAUAAUCCGCCAGUAAUAGCAAUGUUUUUCACUGGCAUGUUCACCUUUAUGGUCCUUGGUAUCUUGGAGAACGCCGUGGUACUCUAUCUCAAGGAGAAGAAAUCAAAGUUCCCAUCCUUCAAGGGAAAUAAAUUUAUUAAUCGAAUCCUGAGGAAGAAGAAUAAGGAGCCUGAUCUCCCUGGGACAAGAGAAUCCAAAGAGAACAAACAGGCAGUUGAACUUCCCUUGCCAGGAAAAGCCGAUGAAGAUAGCUUGAUGUUUCUGAAAGAACUGAAUGCAGAACUGCAACAGAUCAAGAAACAUCUCGCUCUAGAAGAAUGCCAGGACGACCCUGAAUCAGUCCUGUGGAACAAAAAUAUGCUCCUUGUGGAGAAAGGGCUUUAUUAUACCCGCCUGACAUUAUCAGUCAUCUUUUUAAUCUUUACUAUUGUACAGUGGUCACGCUAAAUUAUAGGUUAUUGGCCUGGGCACAGCAUUUUUGCAGGCUAGAUCAUAUCAAUAUACAUGGCACAAUUAGUUCAUGUUAGUUAUAUGAAGCCAGUAAAUGGAAUGUGACAGCAUGUUUAACAAAAUUGGGUUUUGUUGUGGAAGUUUAGUUCCCAAAGUCAAAGCAAAUCAUUCUUGGAAAUAUGUAAAAACAGGGCAACAUUUGCCACUCAUUUGAGCGGUGCAAAACCAAUUAGUCAGAAGUGCUGGUUUUUCAAGGCUUCACUGAGUGACAUGUUUUCUGGCUUGAUGUCAGUGCAUGGCAUCCUUGCGCAAUUGCUCCAGGGUCCCAGUGGGAUUCACUGCUGAUACCAGGCUCAUGCAUUCCUCUGAAAAAAGUGUCUGGCUCCAGGAGCUGCCAUUUAAAUUUCCCACAAUGCCCCAGAACAACACUACAUUGGAGACAUUGUGGGAAAUUUACAUGGUGGUUCCUGGAGCCAGUUGGCUAGUGCUGCCACCAGGUAAACUAGAGAAAACCAAUUGAGAUAAGGGUGGCCCCACUAGUAGACAUUUGGACCAGAGCCCCUUCAAACCAGGAGCCAGCUCUGUAUCUUUUGUCCUGUUUCUACAUAAUCCCUAGAAUAAUUUUCUUUAGCCCAAAAGCUUCUAUUAAAUUAAACAUUCAACUGAUAAGCUGUUUUGCCAGAGUUCUUUUACAUUUACUUUCAAAUGUGCAUUGCUGAUGAUUUGUAAGUUUUUGUAUUGGAUUUAUAUCAUUUUGGGCUGAUAUGUGUUUCAAUAUUUGUGAUUUUAUUAAGUAUUUUGAGUUUUGUGAUUAUACUGUAUUUUUUUUACCUUGUAAGGUGACUUGUAACCUACCCUUAAAGGCAGCCUAACAAUAUUUAAAAUUAGAUUGAAAAUACAAUCGUUUAAUGUUCAUAUGGAAAUUAUGAGGUAUGUUGUAUCCUCUUCCCAUCCACGUUUGACAAAUGAACCUUCUUUAUUAAUGAUGAACAGUUCUAUGUGACUAUAAUUUUAAACCAUGCAGAUAACUGCUUGAUAUCACAAAACGUUUUGCAUGAAAAACCAUUUCAAAGCAAUCUUACAUUUUUGGAGAGCCAAUAGGCACAAAUAGAUUUGUCAGAUUAAAGAACGUGCUCUGCGUUGGGUUGCCUUUGAAGAUGACUCAGAAAUCUUUAACUAGUACUGUAGAGAAUACAGCUGCUCAUCUAAUCAUGGAUACUGGGAGAUGUGUUCAUAUUCAA
Molecule: messenger RNA, 2474 nt
Organism: Rhineura floridana
Lineage: Eukaryota; Metazoa; Chordata; Lepidosauria; Squamata; Rhineuridae
Product: 5-hydroxytryptamine receptor 3A-like
Exons: 7
Coding region: 1-1230 (409 amino acids)
Biological process (GO): chemical synaptic transmission; nervous system process; signal transduction
Cellular component (GO): membrane; neuron projection; synapse
Molecular function (GO): extracellular ligand-gated monoatomic ion channel activity; neurotransmitter receptor activity; transmembrane signaling receptor activity
Source: RefSeq, a predicted model, not a curated record